This is a messenger RNA of Vigna angularis (adzuki bean), 1231 nucleotides long. RefSeq names its product peroxidase P7. The transcript is spliced from 3 exons. Gene Ontology annotation, molecular function: peroxidase activity; heme binding. The record is from RefSeq and is a predicted model, not a curated record. The coding region runs from base 67 to 1041 and encodes 324 amino acids. Gene Ontology annotation, biological process: hydrogen peroxide catabolic process; response to oxidative stress. Lineage: Eukaryota; Viridiplantae; Streptophyta; Magnoliopsida; Fabales; Fabaceae.
CCUCUUAUAUAUAAAUCCUAUGCACUUUUGUUAGCUACAGUCACAAAGCAAUAUCUUAUCAGCACAAUGAUUUUUCAUCUUCAAUCUCUUCUUCUGAUUGUUAUGGCCACUUUGGUGCCAACAUUUAUGAUCCCUACCUUUGCUCAGCUAAGUCAUGAUUAUUAUGACCAAGUUUGCCCUGAGGCAUUGCCAAUCAUAUACUCACUUGUUAAGGAAGCAAUUCUUCAUGAAAAACGCAUCGGAGCAUCCUUGCUGCGUUUGCAUUUCCAUGACUGCUUUGUUAAUGGCUGUGAUGGAUCAGUGCUGCUAGAUGACACACCUUUCUUCUUGGGGGAGAAGACUGCAUUCGCAAAUCUGAAUUCAAUCAGAGGAUUCGAGGUGGUUGAUAAAAUCAAAGCAGCAGUGGAUAAGGCUUGCAAACAUCCUGUAGUAUCGUGCGCAGAUAUCUUGGCUGUAGCUGCUCGUGACUCUGUAGCCAUAUUGGGUGGUCCACAAUAUUGGUACCGAGUGUUACUAGGCAGAAGAGAUGCAAGAAAUGCAAGCAGGGAUGCUGCGAAUGACAAUCUUCCAGCUCCAUUUUUCAACUUUCAACAGCUUCUUGCUAAUUUCCAAACUCAUGGACUAAACCUCAAGGAUUUGGUGGUCCUCUCCGGUGGCCAUAGCAUUGGAUUAGCAAGGUGCAUUAACUUCAGGGACAGGAUCUUCAAUGACACCAACAUAGACCCCAAAUUUGCUGCCACUUUGCGUGAGUCAUGCCCUCGAAGAGGAGGAGACAAUAGCUUAGCACCACUUGAUGCCACUCCUUCAAAAUUUGACACCACAUACUAUAAAGCUUUGUUGUACAAAAAGGGUCUCCUCCAUUCUGAUCAAGAGCUGUUCAAGGGUGAUGGUUGGGAAAGUGACAGUUUGGUGAAACUAUACAGCAAUGACCCUUAUGCUUUUGCCAAAGAUUUUGGAGUUUCCAUGAUUAAGAUGGGUAACUUGAAGCCUCUUACAGGGUCCUACGGAGAGAUCAGAUACAAUUGCAGAAAAGUCAAUUAGCACUGCAUAUUAUUUCAAUGCCUUGGUCACAACAGGAGAAGGAUAACGGUUUGAGCAACUGUUUGAUAUAAAGUCGUAUAUUUGUGCAAAUUUUUAUACUCUAUACAUCACCUUGAAUACUGUUUAUCAAUGUUGAUAAUAAGACUCUUGGUUCAAAACUUCAGAUAAUGAACCCCAUAGAGUUAAGAAA